Messenger RNA from Osmerus eperlanus (European smelt), 821 nucleotides. It is a transcript of the gene pcp4b, whose product is annotated as Purkinje cell protein 4b. The transcript has 3 exons. Gene Ontology annotation, cellular component: cytoplasm. NCBI's taxonomy places the organism in Eukaryota, Metazoa, Chordata, Actinopteri, Osmeriformes, Osmeridae. Gene Ontology annotation, molecular function: calcium ion binding; calmodulin binding. The record is from RefSeq and is a predicted model, not a curated record. The coding region runs from base 150 to 356 and encodes 68 amino acids.
GGCCAUAAUACUUUAUAAAGCUUCUCUGUCGGCAGUGAGCCACUGUGAAAAAGACUACUGUUACCGUAACUGCUGAUAGACUAGCCUAAUUGCUGAUAAGCAAACUCAAGAUUUGGAAACAGCGAUCCACAUCGAGAUUACUGUACAUCAUGAGUGAGAGACAAGGAUCUGGAGCAACUGCCGGCAACAACAAAACGCCUGGGGGACAAGACUCGUCUAAGAAGAACGUCCCUGCUGACGUCCCUGCGGACGACUUCGACAUCGACAUGGGCGCCCCUGAGACCGAGAAGGCGGCCGUCGCCAUCCAAUCCCAGUUCAGGAAGUUCCAGAAGAAGAAGACUGACGACAAGUCCUAGUGGCCUGUGGGGUUUCCCCUGUUGCCCAUGGACACCAGGGCGCGUCGCCGUGGCACCUCAUUUGCAUGUCAACUAAUUCAUACCCGUACAAACUCUAGGGGACGAGGGCGGGGGGUGGGUGGUUGAAACCGGGGGAAGCAAGCAAAGACAGAAGCCUGUCGAUCACUGACAUGUCUGUGAAGUCCCGUGACCUAUUAUUUAAUUGCUGUACCAAUAAAUGAGGAAAAAUAUCUGUUCUCUGUCCGCCAUUUUUGUCCAUCCUAACAUGUCUAUAGUAGUUGGUGUUAGGGAAUGUUUUUUUUGUUUUUUUUCAGCCUUAGACUCCAACCUGCUCACUCUACCAUCUUGUACCUUAGGGCUAUCCAUGUAGACUAAGUCACCAAGAGGCAUUUUCUUUUGCACAUGGCACAAUAUUAAGCUAUGAUCUACUGUAUAACACUGUACAUUGAAUAAAUAAAAAACUGU